Serpula lacrymans var. lacrymans S7.9 is the source of this 849-nucleotide messenger RNA. RefSeq lists its product as uncharacterized. The record is from RefSeq and is a predicted model, not a curated record. Bases 1 to 849 code for a protein of 282 amino acids. The transcript is spliced from 5 exons. Lineage: Eukaryota; Fungi; Basidiomycota; Agaricomycetes; Boletales; Serpulaceae.
AUGAGUGCAAUCUCGUGUGUAGCUCACCCUGCACUUUAUGAGUUGGCCCGGGAGGCGCUGGUACGAGUUGAGGACCAUAUAGAUGAUGUGGCGGUACUAAAGGCAUGGAGCUUGGUCUUUAAUGCGCUUUCUAUCAUCAGCAACCGAGAAACGCUAGUACACCAGGAUCGUCUCUCCAAAGCAGAGUGGUAUGUGAAGAAGAAGGAGGUGGAGAAAAGGAUGUGGGACCUUUACAGAGUCAAGCCGGGGCAGUCAGGUUAUAUUGGUAAGGGUGAGGAGUGGUAUAUUAAUGAGCCAUCAGAGGAAGUGAGACAAAAAGUUGCUAAAAUGAAGGGUAGGAAAGUAGUGAAGGACUUCCAGAUGCAAGCAACCCGGGAUCUGGGAAUGUUGAGUUUUGUGCUCACCGCCCAUAGAGAUACAAAUGGAACCAUUUGUGUGUCCUUCCAUGAGCAAAAUGACAAAGCCGGGUUUGAGCUUUUUAGCAAAGUACAACCUAACUGGAAAAACGUAAAAAUAUGGGAGGCUUGGGAAAAGUAUGCACAAAGUCAGUUUUCUGAUAUAGAUGGGUCUGUGCCAAAGGAGAGCCUACCAAGCAAGCAGAAAGAAAAGAUUAAGCUUCCACUCGACGAUAAUGGAUAUCCCAUCCUUGUAGAUGAGGAUCUGUCUUCCCCGGCAACCUUUUCAGAUCUACAGGCUAUCAUCAGGUCUCUCCUAAUGACACAUUACCAGAUUUCCACUGGAAAUGCAAAGGCUUCAGUACCUUGGACCAGCCUUGCGGAGCGCCCAGGCAACUAUAUUGACUUGUCAAAGGGGUACAUACCCCCAGGGUACAGGUUCCGGGAACCAUGA